GGAUUAUACUGGAUUGUUGUUAGUUGUAUUUCUCUCUCUAUCUCACAAACAUUUUACACACAAUUGACUCCGCCAAUAGGGGGGCCCAACCACCGUCCCCUAUGUCCUCCUCUAUCUUUCUCCCUUUCCGUCUCAGAAAUUUCCACCUACUCAAACAACGUCCGUCGCAUGGUCAAUGAUCACCGUCCUCACUUCUCCGAUCAUUACUCCGCCGUCAAAACCACCGGCCAAUUCACCAAGCUAGGUUUUUAUAUAACACUCCCUCCGAGCUCAAUUCUCCAUGGACGGUGAUAAUUCAGUGGAGCUCUGCACUUCAAUUCACGAUAUGGACGACUCGCAGCUAGUUGGAGCUCCCGUAGCGAUGUCCUCGGAUGCUGAGGUUGCUGCUACUACGGUGGCUGUGGAGGUGAAGACUUCGGUGGCGAUGAUCGGCUCCGUUGAGAAGCGGAAGCGAGGACGGCCGCCACGUGGAGCUGUGGCAGAAGUUAAGUCACCAAAAAGACAGCUACAGGAGGACGACGAGGGGGAAGAUGUUUGCUUCAUUUGUUUCGAUGGUGGUUCUCUUGUCCUAUGCGAUCGCAAGGGGUGUCCGAAGGCUUACCAUCCAUCUUGUAUAAAACGAGACGAGGCAUUUUUCCGAUCCGACGCUAAAUGGACCUGCGGUAUGUCCCUCUGCUUCUACGAUUGUUGUUCCCAUCUCUAUUUUUUUAAUCUUGUUUUAAUGAUAUGAGAUUUUUCUUGAUCU
Nicotiana tabacum (common tobacco) is the source of this 745-nucleotide messenger RNA. The record is from RefSeq and is a predicted model, not a curated record. Lineage: Eukaryota; Viridiplantae; Streptophyta; Magnoliopsida; Solanales; Solanaceae.